Molecule: messenger RNA, 1980 nt
Organism: Erythranthe guttata (spotted monkey flower)
Lineage: Eukaryota; Viridiplantae; Streptophyta; Magnoliopsida; Lamiales; Phrymaceae
Source: RefSeq, a predicted model, not a curated record
AUGUCGUCCAGCAUGAUGGUUGUUUUGAAGUACGGAGGGUCGUUCGGGGUGAAGAUAUGCCGAGCUGAUUUUGUGUAUGAAGACCUUAUUGGAUUUGUGACAGAGAAGUGGUGCAGCUUGAAUGCGAGGGAUGUUACGAUGACAUACAAUGUUGAUGGUUAUGGCGAGGGCAUGCUCGGUGACAAUGAUGAGGUAAUGUAUAUGAAAUCGUUGGUUCGACAACUAGGUCUUGACCGUGUUGAGAUAACUGUGAAGCGCAAGGACAACGUUAAUGCAGUAGUGUUGGCGAGGGUUCCACAAUCAGCAUCACUCAAUUCGAUGGGUAAUUAUCUGAAUAACGACAUGUGUGUUCGUCCGAAUUCGUUGACAUUUGAUAACACACAGUUAUUGAGUACCAAUUGGAGAAAUCUUAUUAGGGAAGUAGGGCAAGGAUUUCGGAACGGGGCUGUUGAUUUCCGGGAUGCAUUGCGGAAAUACGCUGUUGAAGUUGGGUUUGAAUUUAACUAUGUGAAGAAUGAACCUACAAGGAUUACGGCAGAGUGCAAAUACAGGGUGAUGAAGAAGUUUAGAAUCAAACCUGAAAUGGCCCCGAAUGAUGUCGUGCUCAACGUCAAAUUGUACUAUGGCAUUGACAUCAGUUAUUUUGUUGCUUGGAAGGCACUUGCUGCGGGGAAGCAUCAUGUGUUUGGUGACGCUACGACUUCGUACUCGUACUUGCCCUUGUAUUUUGAAGAGCUUGGGCGUAGCAAUCCGGGCAGCGUGUACCAUCUUGAUGUCGAUCCAGUAUCAAUGAAGUUUAGGAGGUGUUUUUUUGCUUUUGAAGGGAGUUUGUCAGGGUUUAAGGCAUGUCGACCUAUGCUGGCUCUUGAUGGGACCUUUUUGUCUGGAAAACACAGGGGAAUCCAUCUAAGUGCGUUGGGGAAAGACAGUGAAAACGGUUUGUUUCCAGUAGCUUUUGGAAUAGUGAACGAGGAGACUGACGACAACUGGGCGUAUUUUCUACGACAUUUAAAAACUGCUAUUGGAACAGAUCGCGUGCUCACAUUCUUAUCAGAUCGUAACCAUGGAAUUUUGCGCGGUGUGAAGGAAAUAUUCCCUGAUUGUGGACACAUAUUUUGCCUUGUCCACCUGCAGAACAACCUAUUGCACAAGUGUAGAGGCUGCCCGACUAAUUUUCGAGAGGGUAUUGUUGCUAAAUUCAAUGCAUGUGCGUAUGCACCGACGAAGACUGAGUUCCAUCAGAAAUUGAAUGAGUUGAAAGAAUAUGGAGGCGCAAGGGUAGAUAAUUUCAUUGCUGACUUACCCUUUGUUAACUGGACAUGUUCGUAUUUUGUCGGAGAUCGGCAUAAUGAGAUGACCUCAAAUGCUGCUGAGUCGUGGAACUCGAAGAUCAAGGGUGCUCGCGAUUUGCCUAUCACAAAUUUUAUCGAUUAUAUCAGGGGUGAAGUCAUGAUAAAUAUUAGCAUUAGGGCUGAGGAAGGGGUGACGAUGACGACGGAGCUUAGCUCCAAAGUUCAUGAGCAGGUGGAUCAGUUGGUUCAAGAAGGUAGAGUUUGGGUAGCGAGGAAGUCGUCGGAUCAUAUGUUUGAGGUUCUAUGCGACCCAACUGCUGUUGUUGAUAUAAAAGAAAGGGUGUGUUCGUGUAGGAUGUGGCAAAUCACUGGAUUGCCUUGUGCUCAUGCUGCUUGUGUGUUGUUCAAUAACACUAAUGAGGGCUAUAAAUACGUUGACAAAUAUUAUCGCACCGAGUCAUACCGGGAGACUUACUCGCACCCUGUUGUGCCGUUUGUGCAGCCUACGAUUGACAAUAAUAUGCCGAUUGUGGGCCCCCCUGACCACCACGUUCGUAGAGGGAGGCCUAAGUCAAAAAGAAUACCAUCGAAGGGAGAGAAGAUCAAACGGAAGAUCAAGUGCAGUCGGUGCAACCGAAUUGGAUACCACAACAAGAAGACGUGUUCGAUGGCCAUUAUAGGGGGUUGA